This is a messenger RNA of Marmota flaviventris (yellow-bellied marmot), 4098 nucleotides long. It is a transcript of the gene Cemip, whose product is annotated as cell migration inducing hyaluronidase 1. The record is from RefSeq and is a predicted model, not a curated record. Lineage: Eukaryota; Metazoa; Chordata; Mammalia; Rodentia; Sciuridae.
AUGGGAGCUGCCAGAAGACUGGAUUCCUUCAAGGCCUUGAACUUCAGGGCUGUGCUGACCGUCAGCUGGCUCAUCCUGGUUCACUUCCCUGGGGUCACAUCCACAGUGCCAGCAGAGUGCCCUGACAAGAACCCUGAGCUGCAGCCCUGGAACCCUGGCCAUGACCAGGACCACCACGUACACAUUGGCCAGGGCAGGAUGCUGCUGCUCACUUCUUCUGCCACAUUCCAUUCCAUUGACAUUUCAGAGGGAGGCAAGCUAGUCAUUAAAGACCAUGAUGAACCCAUUGUUUUGCGCACCCGACACAUCCUGAUUGACAAUGGAGGAGAACUGCAUGUUGGGAGUGCCCUCUGCCCUUUUCAGGGCAAUUUCAGCAUCGUGUUAUAUGGAAGGGCUGAUGAAGGUGUUCAGCCAGACCCUUACUAUGGCCUGAAGUACCUUGGAGUCGGUAAAGGAGGCACCCUUGAGUUGCAUGGACAGAAAAAACUCUCCUGGACAUUUCUGAACAAGACGCUUCACCCGGGUGGCAUGGAAGAGGGAGGCUAUUUUUUUGAAAGGAGCUGGGGCCACCGUGGAGUUAUUGUUCAUGUCAUCGACUCCAAAUCAGGCACUGUUGUCCAUUCUGACAGAUUUGAUACCUACAGAUCCAAGAAAGAGAGUGAACGUCUGGUCCAGUAUUUGAAUGCAGUGCCCGAUGGCAGGAUCCUUUCUGUUGCAGUGAAUGAUGAAGGGUCUCGAAACCUGGAUGACAUGGCCCGGAAGGCGAUGACCAAACUGGGCAGCAAACAUUUCCUACACCUGGGAUUCAGACACCCUUGGAGUUUUCUCACCGUGAAAGGAAAUCCCUCUUCUUCAGUUGAAGACCAUAUUGAAUAUCAUGGACACCGUGGCUCUGCUGCUGCCCGGGUUUUCAAACUGUUCAAGACGGAACAUGGGGAAUAUUUCAAUGUUUCUUCAUCCAGUGAGUGGGUUCAAGAUGUGGAGUGGACUGAGUGGUUUGACCAUGAUAAAGUAUCUCAGACUAAAGGUGGAGAGAAAAUUUCAGACCUCCAUGUUGCUUACCCUGGAAAAAUCUGCAACCGUCCCAUUGAUAUACAGGCCACUACAAUGGAUGGAGUUAACCUCAGCGUUGAGGUUGUCUACAAAAAAGGCCAGGAUUAUAGGUUUGCUUGCUAUGAUCAGGGCCGAGCCUGCCAGAGCUACCGUGUGCGGUUCCUCUGUGGGAAGCCUGUGAGGCCCAAACUCACAGUCACCAUCGACACCAAUGUGAACAGCACCAUCCUGAACUUGGAGGACGAUGUGCGGUCAUGGAAACCUGGAGACACCCUGGUUGUUGCCAGUACUGAUUACUCCAUGUACCAGGCAGAAGAGUUCCAGGUGCUUCCCUGCAAAACCUGUACCGCCAACCAGGUCAAAGUGGCAGGAAAGCCGUUGUACCUACAUAUUGGGGAGGAGAUGGACGGUGUGGACAUGCGAGCAGAGGUCGGGCUCCUGAGCCGGAACAUUGUGGUGAUGGGAGAGAUGGAGGAGAAAUGCUACCCCUACAGCAAGCACAUCUGCAACUUCUUUGACUUUGAUACCUUUGGGGGCCACAUUAAGCUUGCACUGGGGUUUAAAGCAGCACACAUGGAGGGCGUGGAGCUAAAGCACAUGGGGCAGCAACUGGUGGGUCAGUACCCGAUUCACUUCCACCUGGCUGGAGAUGUGGAUGAAAAAGGAGGCUAUGACCCACCCACAUACAUCAGGGACCUUUCCAUUCACCACACCUUCUCCCGCUGUGUCACCGUCCAUGGCUCCAAUGGCCUGUUGAUCAAGGAUGUUGUGGGCUAUAAUUCGUUGGGCCACUGCUUCUUCACGGAAGAUGGGCCAGAGGAACGCAACACUUUUGACCACUGCCUUGGCCUCCUCGUCAAGUCUGGAACCCUCCUUCCCUCUGACCGUGACAGCAAGAUGUGCAAGACAAUCACGGAGGACUCCUACCCAGGGUACAUCCCCAAGCCCAGGCAGGACUGCAAUGCUGUGUCCACCUUCUGGAUGGCCAACCCCAACAACAACCUCAUAAACUGUGCUGCUGCAGGAUCAGAGGAAACUGGAUUUUGGUUCAUUUUUCACCAUGUACCGACAGGCCCCUCUGUGGGAAUGUACUCCCCAGGUUAUUCAGAACACAUUCCACUGGGAAAAUUCCAUAACAAUCGAGCACAUUCCAACUACCGGGCUGGCAUGAUCAUAGACAACGGAGUCAAAACCACAGAGGCCUCUGCCAAGGACAAGCGGCCCUUCCUAUCUAUCAUCUCAGCCAGAUACAGCCCUCACCAGGAUGCUGACCCGCUGAAGCCCCGGGAGCCAGCCAUCAUCAAGUACUUCAUAGCCUACAAGAACCAGGACCAUGGGGCCUGGCUUCGUGGUGGGGAUGUGUGGCUGGACAGUUGCCGGUUUGCUGACAAUGGCAUUGGCCUGACCCUGGCCAGUGGUGGAACAUUCCCAUAUGAUGAUGGCUCCAAGCAGGAAAUAAAGAACAGCUUGUUUGUUGGUGAGAGUGGCAACGUGGGAACGGAAAUGAUGGACAACAGGAUCUGGGGCCCCGGAGGCUUGGACCACAGUGGAAGAACCCUCCCUAUUGGCCAGAAUUUUCCAAUUAGAGGAAUCCAGUUCUACGAUGGCCCCAUCAACAUCCAGAAUUGCACCUUCCGAAAGUUUGCUGCCCUGGAGGGACGGCACACCAGCGCCCUGGCCUUCCGCCUGAACAACGCCUGGCAGAGCUGCCCUCACAACAAUGUGACCAACAUUGCCUUUGAGGACGUCCCGAUUACUUCCAGAGUGUUCUUUGGAGAGCCUGGGCCCUGGUUCAACCAGCUGGACAUGGAUGGGGAUAAGACAUCCGUAUUCCAUGACGUCGAUGGCUCUGUGUCUGAGUACCCUGGUUCCUACCUCACCAAGGAUGACAACUGGCUGGUCCGGCAUCCAGACUGCAUCAAUGUUCCUGACUGGAGAGGGGCCAUCUGCAGUGGGCGCUAUGCACAGAUGUACAUUCAGGCCUACAAGACCAGCAACCUGCGAAUGAAGAUCAUCAAGAAUGACUUCCCUACCCAUCCUCUUUACCUGGAGGGAGCCCUCACCAGGAGCACCCAUUACCAGCAGUAUCAGCCAGUCAUUACCUUGCAGAAGGGCUACACCAUCCACUGGGACCAGACGGCCCCUGCUGAGCUGGCCAUCUGGCUCAUCAAUUUCAACAAGGGCGACUGGAUUCGAGUGGGGCUCUGCUACCCACGAGGCACCACAUUUUCCAUUCUCUCGGAUGUUCAUAAUCGCCUGCUGAAGCAAACAUCUAAGACGGGCACCUUUGUAAGGACCUUACAGAUGGACAAAGUGGAGCAGAGCUAUCCUGGCAGGAGCCACUACUACUGGGAUGAGGACUCAGGGCUGCUGUUCCUGAAGCUCAAAGCCCAGAACGAGAGGGACAAAUUUGCCUUCUGCUCCAUGAAAGGCUGUGAGAGAAUAAAGAUCAAAGCUCUGAUCCCCAAGAAUGCAGGUGUGAGUGACUGCACAGCCACUGCCUACCCCAGGUUUGCAGAGAGGGCUGUAGUGGACGUGCCCCUGCCCAGGAAGCUUCUCGGUGCUCAACUGAAGACAAAAGACCACUUUUUGGAGGUGAAGAUGGAAAGUUCCAAGCAGCACUUCUUCCACCUUCGGAACGACUUUGCUUAUAUUGAAGUGGAUGGGAAGAAGUACCCUAGCUCGGAAGAUGGCAUCCAGGUGGUGGUAAUUGAUGGGAGCCAAGGACACGUGGUGAGCCACAUGAGCUUCAGGAACUCCAUCCUGCAGGGCAUUCCAUGGCAGCUUUUCAAUUACAUUGCAACAUUUCCUGACAAUUCCAUAGUUCUCAUGGUGUCAAAGGGAAGAUACAUCACCAGAGGUCCAUGGACCAGAGUGCUGGAAAAGCUUGGGGCAGACAAAGGUCUCAAAUUGAAAGAAAAGAUGGCAUUUGUUGGCUUCAAAGGCACCUUCCGGCCCAUCUGGGUGACUCUGGAGACAGAGGACCACACAGCCAAGAUCUUCCAAGUUGUGCCCAUCCCUGUGUUGAGGAAGAAGAAACUGUGA